AUGCACGAAGAGCCCAUCGACCGCUCCCGCGACCUCUGGAUCGAGAGAAAACGCAGAUACGAGCAAGAAGAGGCUGCCCGUAGAGAAGAUUUGAUUGACACCCGCUAUCGCUCCGCUCAAGACGGUCCCAGCCGAUACAGUCCACCCCCUCAGCCCCUACAAGAUCCACGCUACGGACAAUCGCUACCUUCCAACGGUCAGCUUUCCUCCAACGCCCGUCCUGCUGCGAGCCCUCAACUACAACUCCCUCUCAAGCCUUCCGCUGCCGAAGAAGACGCUGCCGCCAUGCGCGGAGAUCCAGCAACCACCGCUCUCAAGCGCAGGCGGAUCGCCGAUGGUCUCGACCGCGACGACCGACGACGCGACGAAUCAGGCAACGGCGGCCGUUCACCUCCUUUUCGAAGAGGUGACGGUCCGCCGCAGCGCUUCCUGGACGAGAGCCACGCCUACGCCGACGACCUCCGUUCUCCUCACAACGCUCCUUACCAAAACAGACCCAACGGACGUCUCUCACCCCUAGACAGACCAGCACACAGUCCAGCUUCGGCAGGCGGUCCAUUGCCGCCCAUGCAGGAAUCCCAUCGACCCUCCGUGCUUUCCGCGUCCAGCUACGACGAUGGCCAUGACCAUGGUCCCUCCAUGCCCGGUCUCGCUCGCAGGAGAGGCGAUGCUGCUCAAGCAAAAGCCAGUCGCCUACACAUCAACACAGGCUCUGAAUCCACUUUUGAAGCAGCCGCCCUCGUCAAGUCUUCUUCCGGUAUUGCUAAGAGCGCACCGCCGCAGAAGCUCUCCUUUGGCUUUGACAGUCGAGACCACCCGAUGCCUCAGGAUCAAGCUCCCCGCGAAUCUGUCCUCCGACCCAACAAUCACUCCAUGCAAGUCUCUCAGCCUCUCGGACACCCUCGCAACGAGCAGCAGCGUCUUGUCUCUGGCUCGCGGCCACAUGAAUCUUCCGAACCGUUCCGUCGUGACGAGCGAGAAGACGUACUCGGUCUUCGUGAAGGCCGCAUGCCUGACAUGCCUCAUACUGCCAACCCCCUCGCUCGACAAGGACCAUCCACACGCUUGCCUGGCGGUCACAUUCCUCAGACAGCCACUCUUCCUUCUCCAGCAUAUCACACCACCCAGUUUGCUCGUGGCCACCCUGCAGGACGUCAGGCCUACAACCCUCCUCUCACAGCGCGCUUGCCUGACCACCUUCGUUCCCCGCCCUCAUCCAAAGCCCACUUCCUCUCACUCUUUUCCGACUUCUACGACUCUCUCUAUGACAGCAGGACACUUAAAGCUACGCUCGAGGACCAAAUUAAGCGUUCCAACACUUUGCUACAGACUCUGCAGUCCAGUCGUCGCGUACUUGAAGAGACAGUAGAGCGUCGCGUACGUGAGGAGCGUGUCUUGUGGGAAGGCCGUGUGCGAGGCUUGGAAGCACGUGUUCGCGAGCUGGAAGCUAAGACGGGCACUGCUGACUAUGACGAUGGUCUGCCUCAGUCUCGCAAUGCUGCUGCUGGAGCUGGUGAAGGUGCAACAUCCAAGCAGCCCGCUCAUACUUUCAAGUCGGCAAUGAACGCGGACGGAAAAGACGACAGCAGUGCCGACUCGCGUGAGCAUUCACGUUCCGCCUCCUCGGCUCAAGGGGAGAGUAAGAAGCAGCAGCAGCAGCUUUCUUCGUCCAAGGAUGAUGAAGAGGGUGACCAGUUGCAAGACGAUUAG
Ustilago hordei is the source of this 1710-nucleotide messenger RNA. RefSeq lists its product as uncharacterized. The transcript has a single exon. Bases 1 to 1710 code for a protein of 569 amino acids. Lineage: Eukaryota; Fungi; Basidiomycota; Ustilaginomycetes; Ustilaginales; Ustilaginaceae. The record is from RefSeq and is a predicted model, not a curated record.